AUGUGGCGUUUGGAAGAGUACAAGGCUCACGGGUCGAUCGGCUGGUCUUUUGUCUUUGUGCGAUGGGGAACGUUGGAGGUGGUCGAUGAUCUGCACAGAUCGGCUUGCAUUGUCCUCGGCGCCGUCAUCGAGGCCUCGUACCUCUCGCAGAUGCUCUUCACCUUUCUCCUCUCGCUCAAUCUCUUUGUCCAAGUUCGGUUGUCGCUUGCUCCGGGCUUGUCGCCGGCACAGGUCUUUGCUACAGCAGCGUCGUCGGUCUCGAGCCGGUCGGGCGCGCCGCGGCCGCGAUCGCCGGUCCUCGUUGAGCUCUGCUACCUGUUCUACGGCCUGGUUCUUCCAUUUGGCUACGUCGGGUGCCUGCUCUGGCGUGCGCCGUACCGCACCUCGCCGCUGGGAUGGUGCGCACCGACGUCGCGGCUGUAUAUCGGCAUUCCGCUGCUGGUCCACUUUGUGGCCACGGCUCUACUCCUCGCCGCCGUCCUGGUCUCGCUCCGGACCGGCAUCAAAUCUGCGGGCAUGUUUGCCGAAAAGGGCCGACGGGUCGAGCUCAAGGCACUGCGCCGCUUCUCGAUGUUUCUAGUGCCUGUGCUUGUCACUAUGAUGCCUGUUGUUGUACUCUCGGUUUUCCGCACCUCGCACCACUGCCUUCCGUUUGCGCUCGUCUUCUUCCUCAACAUUGCCUUUCCAGCCCAGGCCUUUCUCAAUGCAAUUGUCUUUGGCAUCAACAAGGACCUGCGCCGCGCGCUCUCCCACAGCUGCUGCCCGCCGCGCGAAGAGACCCGCGUUGCCGAGUACCCCUCGCUCCUCGGCAUGGGCGUCUCACCCACGCCGUCACCGAUCGUCUUUCCCUCUUCACGUGCUCACCGCUAG
Molecule: messenger RNA, 870 nt
Organism: Thecamonas trahens ATCC 50062
Lineage: Eukaryota; Apusomonadida; Apusomonadidae
Exons: 2
Coding region: 1-870 (289 amino acids)
Source: RefSeq, a predicted model, not a curated record